Molecule: messenger RNA, 1614 nt
Organism: Ilyonectria robusta
Lineage: Eukaryota; Fungi; Ascomycota; Sordariomycetes; Hypocreales; Nectriaceae
Product: cytochrome P450
Exons: 3
Coding region: 1-1614 (537 amino acids)
Molecular function (GO): monooxygenase activity; iron ion binding; heme binding
Source: RefSeq, a predicted model, not a curated record
AUGGCCCAAUAUGAAGAUUUACAGCGUCUGGUACCUGUUUUGACUGCUCUGUUGGUGGUCGCUGUGUCUUACCUGGUGUACAAUGUCGCCUUUCGCACAGACAUCCCGCAUAUCAAAGGCAUGCCGGAAAUUCCUGGCGCAGUGCCGGUUUUCGGCCACCUUCUCAAACUUGGCGAAGAUCAUGCCAGCGUUUGUGAGAAGUGGUGGCGUCAAUACAACCACUCCGUGUUUCAAAUCAAACUCGGAAAUACGCGAGCUGUCGUGGUGAACUCAUUCGACGACUGCAAGAAAAUGUUGCUUGGGAAUCAAAAUGCUGUCAUUGAUCGGCCGACUCUGUACACGUUCCACGGCGUCAUUAGCAGUACCCAGGGCUUCACCAUCGGCUCCUCUCCUUGGGAUGAUUCUUGCAGGAAGAAGCGAAAGGCAGCUGGCACAGCGCUUAGCAAACCUGCCAUGCGAAACUACUACCCCAUGUUUGAUUUGGAGAGCUACUGCAUUCUUCGAGAUCUCAAGGCAGAUAGCCGAAACGGCGAGGUCGAGAUUAGCGUUCGACCCUACAUCCAACGAUAUGCCCUCAACACUACCUUGACCCUCUGCUAUGGCAUUCGCAUGGAUGCUGUCUACGACGAGCUGUUGCGUGAAAUUCUCCACGUUGGAUCGGCGAUUUCACUGUUGCGCAGUGCGUCGGAGAACCUGCAAGACUACGUGCCGAUCCUGAGAUAUAUCCCAAACAACACGAAGAACGCCUACUCCAAGGAGCUCCGCGACAGACGCGAUACAUACCUGAAUCUUCUCUUGGACAAAGUGCGAGAGAUGAUUAAAAAUGGCACUGACAAGCCCUGCAUCUCGGCGGCGAUUCUCAAGGACGAGGAAACGAAACUUUCAGGAGUCGAGGUCUCUUCAAUCUGCCUGUCUUUGGUUUCUGGAGGAUUCGAAACAAUUCCCGGCACCCUGACCUCUGCAAUCGGAUCCCUUUCAACUCCGGAAGGACAGAUCUGGCAGGAUCGCGCUUACGAGGAUAUCAAGAAAUACUACCCCGAUAUGCGCGACGCUUGGACGAGCAGCUACGUGGAGGAGAAAGUCCCUUACAUUAACGCAAUUGUCAAGGAGGCGGGCCGUUACUACACCGUUAGUUCUAUGAGUCUCCCUAGAAAGACAGUGACAGAGGUGAAUUGGAAUGGUGCCAUCAUCCCCCCAAAGACGAUGAUCUUGAUCAAUGCACAAGCUGGAAACCACGAUGUUGAUCAUUAUGGUGACGACGCGGGCAAGUUUGACCCGGAGAGAUGGCUCAGCACUCUCGAUCCUCCUACGGAAAGAGAGCAAAAUGGGCUGGGUCAUUUGAGCUUUGGCACCGGAUCCCGUGCUUGUUCGGGCCAACACAUUGCCUCGAGACUUUUGUACUCUGCGCUGAUCCGUAUUCUAUCUUCCUACAAAAUCGUGGCAAGUGAGACGGAGCCGCCCAACACUGACUAUGUCGAGUACAAUGCGAUUAAGACAGCACUGGUGGCUAUCCCCAGAGACUUCAAGGUCAAGCUUAUCCCUCGGGAUGAUGGUGUUACCAGCGAGUGCCUGGAUGCUGCCAAGGAAAGGACUCAGGAGCACUACAAGGAGUAG